Rotaria socialis is the source of this 990-nucleotide messenger RNA. The record is from the annotation of a GenBank genome assembly. NCBI's taxonomy places the organism in Eukaryota, Metazoa, Rotifera, Eurotatoria, Philodinida, Philodinidae.
AUGAUAUCCACAGAAACAUUCAAUCUACUAAUUCGUCUUAUUAACUAUGUAAUUGGUAUACCUUUUCUGAUUUUUGGCAUGCUGGGAUCGAUUCUGACGGUCGUAGUUUUUACUAGAAAGCGUUCAUUCUUGCGAAAUACAAGUGUAGCUUAUUUAUUGGCUGGCGCAAUUAUAACAGGUCUUCAUUUACCACUAAUUUAUAUACAAACGAUCCUGGUUUAUGGUUUCAAUACAUCACUGAUGAAUACAAAUGUGGCUGCUUGUCGUGAACAUACAUAUUUACGUUAUGUGACAACAGUAGCGGCAAUUUCAUUUCCAUGUUGGGCUGCUUUCAAUCAAUAUGCUACCACUUCUCGAGACGUAGCUUUUCGAAACCGUUGGAGUUCAUUGCAUUUUGCUCGAAUAGUUGUUUUGUGUAACAUAAUCUUUUGGAUUCUCAUUUAUAUACCGAUUCUAUUUUCCACGGACAUUAUACAUGGUGUCUGUGUGUUCAAACCUUGCGCAUAUACCACAUUCAAUACAUUUGUGUUCACACCGUUGGUUUAUGGCUUAGGUCCAGCAGCAGUAUUUAUUCUUAGUACAAGAGGUACUAUAAAAAAUCUUCGUUCGAAUUUUACUCACAAUGCUAAUGAACGUCUGACAAUACAAGUUCGUAGAAUGCUUCUUCCUCAACUUAUAAUAUUGGCCAUAUCUGGAAUACCAUUCGGUUUUCAAGGCAUCUAUCUGUCAAUGACUAGUUACAUUCAGAAAGAUGCUUGGCGUAUUGCAUUGGAAAAUUUCAUUGGUCAAAUUAUUCUUAUUUUUUAUCAUUUUAAUUAUGUAUUCACAUUUUACAUUUAUGUAUUGAUGUCAAGUGAAGUGAGAAAAAUAUUGAAUCGACAAAUCUUGAAAGUGACUCGAUUCAAUAAAAUAAUUCCAACUGAUGCUGCAAAAGAAAAUUCAAUGAUUCUUCGACCAGUGCAGGCUGCAACUUCAAAGCCAAAAUUUUAG